ACCGCAUCAUCAACUGAGGUUUGCCUCAGACGAAAACUGAGUCCCGGGAGGAGCGCAGAGCAGAGGAGUGCGUACUCAGCACCAGGAUAGCAGCCUACUUUUAGAUGAGCGCUGGAUCGCCACUCUACAUAAAGGCCGCAUUGUUUCUAUAGACCGGGCUGGGCGAGACAGUGGUGUACCUUCCCUUCGCCUCACUAGAAAGUAUUUUAGGUUUGUGUACCGCACCACCGGCCAGCCACGUUGCGGGCAGAAUGUCUCAUUUGUUCCCCACCAGCUUGUGGAACAGGUGAAAUUCCUCGCAGGACUCACACCGAAACAUUGAGGAUUACAUUGCAUAUUCCUGUACAUUAGGUCUACCAUUCCUGGACAGGUGGAUGGCAGUCAUGGACGCCUCGUUGCCAAGAGUCUCCUCGGUGCCCCUGCUGUCACUAGGUAUCAUGAUGGCGUCCCUCCUCCCCGUCUCCAUAGCGCAAGGCAAUGCCUCCCAGGCCUCCGGCACCCCUCCGCAGGGCUGCGGCCCCCAGGUCGGCUCCCUGUACUACAACCUGUGUGACCUGAGUGCGGUGUGGGGCAUCGUGCUGGAGGCGUUUGCGGCGGCGGGAGGCGUGGGCUCCCUGGUGCUCCUGAUCGUGCUGCUGGCGAGCCUGCCGUUCGCCACGGACCCCCGGCGGCGCAGCUCGGUGGGGCUGCAGGCCGGCUUCCUGAUCUGCACGCUGGGCCUCUUCUGCCUCACCUUCGCCUUCAUCGUGGGCCGGGACUUCUCCACGUGCGCCUCGCGCCGCUUCCUGUUCGGCGUGCUGUUCGCCGGCUGCUUCGCGUGCCUGGUGGCGCAGGACGUGCGGCUGGCGCUGCUGGGCCGGCGGGACGUGGCGCCGCGCGGCUGGGCCCUGUGCCUGGGCGCCCUGGGGCUGUGGCUGGUGGAGGUGAUCAUCAACACGGAGUGGCUGAUCCUGACGGUGGUGCGCUACCCGACCAACACCACGGGCCGCAGCGAGGACAUCCCCUGUAACAUCGCCAACGAGGACUUUGCCAUGGCGCUCAUAUACGUCAUGGUGCUGCUCUUAACAGUGGUGGUUGGCGCCGUGCCGGGCAUGGCGGCUGGGCGACACAAGCAGUGGCGGCGCGAUGCAGCAUUUCUCUUCUGCACGGGUGUGCUAUCGGUGGGCAUCUGGGUGGCGUGGAUCACCAUGUACGUGUACGGUAACGGCGUGCAUGGUGGCGCCCCGCGGUGGGACGACCCCACGCUGGCGAUCGCCCUGGUGGCCAACGCCUGGGUGUUCCUGCUGCUCCACACGGUGCCCGAGGUCUGCAGCAUCAGCACCGACGAGGACGAGGACCAGCCAGGGUUCCACGAGGAAAUGUACCCCAGUCGCGGUGUGGGCUACGAGAACAUCCUGAAGGAACAGAGCGGAGCGCAGAACAUCUUCAUGGAGAACAAGGCCUUCUCCAUGGACGAACCCAACGCAGGUCAGAAGCACGUCUCUCCCUACAGUGGCUACAACGGCCAGAUGCGCGGCGCCGUCUACCAGCCCACCGAGCUCGCCCUCAUCAGCAAAGGAGUCAGCACUCAGCCUGAGAUCCAAUCAUACGACAUCCCCCGCGCCACGGCUACACCCCCCUCCCAAAACGGGGGCAGCAACCCCUCCCUGCACACACAGGACGCCUCCAAUCAUCCACCCACCUCCAGCGGUAAUGGCGUGCACAAGAAGACCCAGUGGUAAUACAACCUAUAUGACAAGACCACUCAAGAGGAGGGAAUCAUAAAUGUGUAUAUACACGUACAUAUAUAUUGUUUUUCUGUUCCACAAAGCUCUGGAAACAUUUGGUCAUUAUUUCAAGGAUAUUUUUUGGCCACAAAUCAAAAGACGGGCAAGACUUUAUUUUCAGUGGAUGGGAAAAACGCCAUUCAACUGUUUCAACUAUCCCCUACACACACACAGACGCACACACAUACACACAAUCUUGUGGAAUGCCAGUCCUGAUGACGCCAUUGUCAAGAUUCAUGAACAUGGAAGCCGGCUGGUGUUGGUCAAGGCAGGACCUGCUUAAGUACACACACAGAGCUGGGGGCACAAAAAGCACCUGUCUGUCCCCUGUCUGAACCUCUACAGGGCUUGGCAGGGCUGGUGUGGGCUAAAAACAAGGACCUGGGCAUUUCUGCCUUAAACUGGCCCCUCACAUACAACAAAUGUCCCUACUAUAUCCUGCUUGAUUCAGUCCGCUGUCUGCAUUGGCGAUGAACCAAUGGACCGCCCCCUCUAAACUGUGGGCCAGGAAAAAAACAAAUAAACAAACCAACAAUACCGGCCCCUUCGGACUGUCGGCCCACCGGGAAAAUGCCCGGUAUGCCUGAUUACCAGUCCGGCCAUGGGGCUGGCUGGGAAUGGCAGGCUGCCACGGAACUGGGACAGAUAAGCCCGGCUAUUCACGCAGCACGCAAAGGCAGCAAUACUGGCGCUGGCUAAAUGACUGGCGGUUUCGCCACAUACCAACCCCUCUGGUGACAAUAACAAGCCGAUGGGAACUCUGGGAGACGACAGCUGUCAUUAUGUUGUACCUCUGUCAAAACACUUACACGCACGACUACACGACACACAGAUAACACAGACAGUGACAGACAAAUUAUGAGCAGUAAUAACAACUGAAUGUUGUGGAUGUUGAGAAGCUUCAUGCUGACAAGUUAUACCAACUAUGCGGAGAUCACACAAUCACCGAAGCAUUUGAUGCCUCGUUGGCUUUUGCUUGACUUAAUUUAACUUCACUAUUUUUUGAAAGAAUAUGUUUAAAAAUGUCACAUCUCACUUUAUCUCAAUGUAUCAAGGCUUAGGUAGAUCCAUAGGGAUGGGGUGCAUGCACAGGUCAGGUAAGCUGUUGAUUCACUGCAUGACCAUCCACAAUCGUGUAUUCAGUUCACUCAAAACUCUCUCUUCUUCUGCCUCGCACUAUAGGUAAUAUAAAUUAAAGAUCUUGAAGGAUGUAUAUUGUCUUAAAAUUUUAAAUUUAUUGAGAAUUUUAUUGAAAAAAUAAAACCUC
This is a messenger RNA of Engraulis encrasicolus (European anchovy), 3033 nucleotides long. It is a transcript of the gene gprc5c, whose product is annotated as G protein-coupled receptor, class C, group 5, member C. The transcript has 5 exons. Gene Ontology annotation, molecular function: protein kinase activator activity; G protein-coupled receptor activity. NCBI's taxonomy places the organism in Eukaryota, Metazoa, Chordata, Actinopteri, Clupeiformes, Engraulidae. The record is from RefSeq and is a predicted model, not a curated record. Gene Ontology annotation, cellular component: plasma membrane; intracellular membrane-bounded organelle; signaling receptor complex. Gene Ontology annotation, biological process: G protein-coupled receptor signaling pathway. Bases 375 to 1721 code for a protein of 448 amino acids.